Molecule: messenger RNA, 6162 nt
Organism: Gavia stellata (red-throated loon)
Lineage: Eukaryota; Metazoa; Chordata; Aves; Gaviiformes; Gaviidae
Gene: COL6A6
Product: collagen type VI alpha 6 chain
Molecular function (GO): serine-type endopeptidase inhibitor activity
Source: RefSeq, a predicted model, not a curated record
AUGCACCUACCGAUUUCCCCCGCAAUUAAAUAUCCCUUUCUGAGGAAAAUUGUGCUCUGUAUUUCUUACUGUCUUUGUGUUUUUUCUAGGGAGGUUUUCAAAAUGGAUGACUGGAAACCACUUCUUGUUCUUCUCUUUGUUUCCAACUUCUGCUCUAUAGAUGCACAGCAGACUGAUAUCAGUUUUGUUAUAGUUAGUGUUCAACAAGAAUUCGGUGUAUGCCACGUCACUGUACUGAAUCAUACCGACACAGAUUUUGUCUUGCCCAAUAUCAAAGCCAUUAACCAUUGUGUACAACAAGUCUUGCAUGAUUUUGAAGUUCUUUGUCCCUAUGCUCCAGGAUCCAUCUACCAGGAGGAUGCAUUUGCAAAACAAUAUGCUGAUGUUAUUUUCCUUGUUGACUGCAUUGAGAACAUAAGCCCUUCAGCCUUUGGGAAAGUAAAACGCUUCAUCUCCCAAAUAGUCAGACAGCUAGAUGUUGGGCUUAACAAGUAUAGGAUUGGCUUAGUCCAGUUUAGUGGCAUAGGACAGAUGGUGUUUUUACUGAACACACAUGAAAAUAAAGAAGAGGUGCUUGACCACAUUCAGCACAGCAUUGCAUUCACUGGAGGCUCAUCGAAUACUGGAAGUGCCAUGAAGUUUUUGCAGGAAAACUUUUUCAUGGAUGUUGCUGGAAGCUGGCUCAGCAAAGGCACUCCACAGGUUGUAGUGGUCAUCACACCUUCUGGAUCCAGAGACAAGAUCAUGGAGGCAGCCUGGAUGCUAGAAGAGAUGGGGGUAAAAGUUUUCUCAGCUGAUGUUGGAUACUUUGAUGAGGAAGAAGAAAAUAUGAGACCCUCCUCUAGCAUGACUUAUGAAGGGGAGAGCAUUGACCUUCUCUGGCAGAACAUUGUCAGUGAUAUGGAAGCCUCGCAUCAGAAGCUUUAUGACCUUGAUCCAAGUGUACCAGCAGUGUGUUUCAGUGUGACUGUUGCAGAUAUUGUGUUCCUUGUGGAUGAAUCCAACAAAAUUGGGUCAAAAACCUUGCAGCUGAUAAGGACCUUUCUAUUAAAAAUUGUUAAUGCCCUAGGUACUGGUCCAGGUAACAUUAGAGUUGGGCUAGUGCUGUACAGUAAUGAGCUGAGGCUAGAGUCCACCCUGGACGCGUUCAAGGACAAAUUGGAAAUCCUGAAUUACUUGAAGAACUUAUCAUAUCAAGGCAGGCAAACAUACACUGGAGCAGCCAUUGAAUUCAUGAGGAAGAAGGUUUUUACUCCAGAAGCAGGCAGCAGGAAAAAACAAGGAGUGCAGCAGAUUGCUGUGGUGAUCACUGAUGGCCAGUCCUUGGAUGAUUAAACUGAACCAGCAUCUAAACUAAGAUGUAAAGGUGUUACUGUCUAUGCUGUGGGCAUCCAGAAUAUCACAGAGAGUAGCAAGCUUGAUAAAAUUACAACUUAUCCCCCAAGGAAACAUGUCACCACCCUGAAAUUUUUUCUACAGUUGUCAAAUAUUGGAUGGAAAAUAAAGAAAUGGCUUUGUAGUGAGACUGUGACAAAAAUGUUUGUAGUCCCAGUACAGUUGCGAAGUUUGAAAAAAGUGCAAGGGUCAUCUGGUGUUACACAUCUGCAGUUCAAAAAUGUGCAGCAGCUCGUAGAAGCAUUAGUUAAUGACUCAGUGGUUGGGGUGGAUAAAGUUCAAUUUGAUGUUUUGGUCUGUAGCUCCAAGUGGGAGAUGCAUUUCUCACUGAAUUCAUCCUUCUCUGAGUCUCAGAGUAGGGAAGCAGUAUUCAUCUUGAAGCCUCUGCCAGGCCAGCCCUUCACAGCAAGAGCUUUGAGCUUUGCCAGGCAGAGAUUUGGUGUGAACUAGGGUGGGCAUGCGUCUUUCCUUGCUGUCACCAGGAUCCUUAUUCUUACUGAUGAACCAACUGUACCAUUGGAUAGACCCAACCUUUCCAUGGCCAUAAAAGCUUUGAAGGGAGGUGGAAUCAGUUUAACUGCUGUUGGAGUGAACAAAGCAAGCAGAGCAGAACUUGGAGAGAUUACUGAACAUCAAGAAAGAUUCUUUGCACAGAGCUAUGAUGCACUGACAAUGAAAAUGUUAGGGAACUCUGUUUCUGCAAUGAAAAUGACAGUUUGCAGUAGUCAAGUGGCAGAUCUGGUAUUCUUCACAGAUGGAUCAGAAAGCAUAUCAAAGAGUAACUUUUCUGUCAUGAAGAUCUUCACAAUGGAAGUUGUGGACAGCUUUGUUAUUUCUAGGGGCAAAGCAUGUGUUGGAGUAGUCCAGUACAGCCAAGAGCCCCAGAAAGAAUUUUCUCUUAAUGAGUUCUAUACUGACACCAUGAUAAAGGAACAGAUCAACAGAAUCGAGCAAUUGCAGUCCUCUACGUUAACUGGCAAAGGGCUGAGGCUUGUCCAGAGCCUUUUUCAGCCUACCAAUAGAGGCUGCAAGAGCCAAGGAGUCUCACAGAACCUUGUAGUGAUUACAGGUGGGUACUCUGCUGACAAGGUGAAGAAUGCAGCAAUGACUUUGAGAAGCGAUGGGAUCCAUGUCUUUGCAGUUGGCAUAGGGAUUAUAAACUCCUUUGAGCUGCUUUUAAUAGCUGGUGAUGCAAGGAGGGUGUUCACAGUGGAAAACUUUGAUGCACUGAAAGCCAUCGAGAGGAGUACUGUUAAUCAGGUCUGUGAAUCCAAAGAUCUUCCUAGCUAGGAUUGUGACAUAGAUCUUUCUGUAGCAAUUGAUAUUUCAAGGCGGAAGCAGCCAGCAUCUACAGUGCUUCUGAAACAGAAAUUGCAAGCAUUUCUCCCUAAGCUUUUACUCCAGAUGAAAUCACUGCCAAAUACCAGCUGUAAUGCUGGCUCUCCAGUCAACAUUAGAUUCAAGUUCCAAGUAUUGGCACAGACCAAACAAUUCAUCUUUGACUCUGAUUUUGAAGACUAUAAUGAAGAGAUCAUCCAGAAGUUCUUGGAUGCACAGACCACUGUGGACACCUACCUGAAUGCAGACUUUUUACAGGCACUUGAGAAGUUCUUUAGUGUGACCUUUGCUGAAGUUAAGGUUCUGUUAGUAUUUUCAGAUGGGCUGGAUGAUUCACUGGAAGAGCUCAGAAAAGCAGCUGACUCCCUUCGCUUUAAAGGUCUUGAUGCACUUCUGUUAGUUGGCCUGGACAAUACACAGAACUUGACUGAACUUCAGGAAAUAGAGUUUGGCAGAGGGUUUGGAUACAAUGAACCUCUGAGUGUUGGGUUUGCAGAGAUUGCAAACAUCUUGGAGAGAAACCUUGAUGCUGUUGCAGAAAGGAAAUGCUGUAAGGUUGUUUGUAAAUGCCUUGGAGAAAAUGGUGAUCAUGGUGGCCAGGGAAGUCCUGGAAGGAAGGGAAGUACGGGUUACAGAGGAUCUCCUGGCCAUCCUGGUGAGGAAGGUGGGAUUGGAGAGAGAGGCCCGGCUGGUUUCAAUGGGACUCAAGGAGACAGGGGAUGUCCAGGUGCCAGAGGGCAUAAGGGAUCCAGAGGCUAUAGAGGAAGUCAGGGUGAACAUGGUGAGAGUGGAUUUGAUGGCACUGAUGGAGAGCAGGGAGAACUCGGAUUUCCUGGACCUUCUGGAGAGAAAGGCAACACAGGAAAACGGGGCAGAAAAGGCCCCAGAGGAGAACCAGGUGAACGAGGAGAAUCUGGUCUAAGAGGAGAUCAUGGAGAUCCCGGGACUAGUAAUAAUGUUCCUGGUCCUAAGGGUGAAAAGGGGAACCCAGCAUGGCAGGGAGACCCAGGACCACAUGGACUCCAAGGAGAGCAGGGUGAUGCUGGCCCUGAUGGUGCAGCAGGUCGAAGAGGCCUUCCAGGUAUAAAGGGUGAGCAAGGAGAUCUGGGGGAAGCAGGUUACCCAGGAGACUCUGGUCUUCCAGGCCCACAGGGUCCAAGAGGACUACAAGGGAUCAGAGGACCUCCAGGACCACAAGGCAUGCCAGGCCCUCUGGCGAGUCUGGGGGCCCCAGGUUCACCUGGCUCUGCUGGGAAGUUAGGUGCAAGAGGAGCAAAGGGUGAACCUGGUGACCCUGGAGAAAAGGGCACAGUGGGACCAGCUGGACAGAGAGGCAUGCCUGGCAUGGAUGGUAGAGAUGCCUACGGUCCUGAAGGAAGCAAAGGAGCAAAGGGAGAGUCUGGAUUCAUAGGAUGUCCUGGUCCAGAGGGAGAAGAUGGAGACCCAGGCAUUCUAGGAGCUGAAGGACCCAAAGGAGUUAGGGGUAGAAGAGGUAAUGCUGGCACACCAGGUUCCCUGGGAGAUCCAGGGGACCAAGGGCCAUCAGGACCUAUGGGUGCCAAGGGACCAAUGGGCACCAUUUUAAUGGAACCUUGUGAACUUGUGAAUUUUACACGAAAAAAAUGCCCUUGCUCAUCAGACACAUGUCCAGUUUAUCCAACUGACGUGGUGUUUGCCUUUGAUAUGUCUGAAGAUGUUACGCCAGCUGCAUUCGAAAGAAUGAGGAACAUUGUUAUGUUAUUGCUGAAGACCAUUAAGAUCAGUGAAAGCAAUUGCCCAACAGGUGCUCGUGUCUCCAUUGUUUCUUUCAAUACCAAUAUGCGUUAUCUCAUCCGAUUCUCAGAAUUCAAAAAAAGCAACUUGCUACUACAAGCAGUCCAGAGAAUACCGCUAGAGAGAUCCACUGGAAAACGUAAUAUUGGGGCAGCCAUGAGAUUUGUUGCAAGACAUGUCUUCAAACGUGUUCGUCAGGGCAUUCUCACAAGAAAAGUUGCCCUAUUUUUUGCCAGUGGUCCAUCGCAGGAUGAUGUUGCCAUCAGCACAGCUCUACUUGAGUUAAGUGCCUUGGAUAUCACUCCAGUGGUUAUUGCCUUCAAUGAAGUGCCAAAUAUCAGACGUGCCUUCUCAAUUGAUGAUAGUAGAAGAUUUCAGUUAUUUGUUUGGGAAGGACAACAGGAUGAAAGUUUGGAGAGUGUCACGUAUUGUACACUUUGCUUCGAUAAAUGCAAACCAAGUACCAACUGCGAGGUGCCCUUUUCUCCCCCUGUUCUGAUGGAUAUGGAUAUCACUUACAUCAUGGACAGCUCUCGCAGCAUCAGCAGUGAAGAGUUUCAGAGAGCCAAAGACUUUGUGAGCAACAUGCUAGAUCAGUUUGUUGUUUCCUCACAGCCAAACGAAUCUUAUGGAGGCAUCAGAGUGGCACUGGUGCAGCAGGCUCCCAGGGGCUUCCUGCCUGACAGAAACCAGACCCCUGUGGCCUUGGAGUUUGAUCUAGUCACAUACAGCAAUAAAGAUGCGAUGAAGAAACAUAUACAAGAGUCUGUUCACCAACUGGGAGGCCCAUCAGCUAUUGCUUCUGCCUUAAAGUGGACAGUUGAAAAUGUAUUCUUUAAAGCCCCCAGACAAAGAAAACACAGGGUCAUAUUUGCAAUAGUUGGAAGCAAAACAAGCACGUGGGACAGAGAGAAGCUCAGAGAAAUUUCACUUGGAGCCAAGUGCCAAGGAUUCACCUUGUUCACUGUUGCACUUGGCAAUGAUGUGAGUGACGAUCAGCUGAUGGAGCUGUCAAGCUCCCCCACAGACCAGCAUUUACUGACAUUGGGCAGGGUUUCAACAUCUGAGAUGGUAUAUGCUCACAGGUUUAGCCGGGCAUUUCUAAAUCUUCUACAACAAGAAAUGAACAGUUAUCCUUCACCUGAACUUCAAGAAGAGUGUGAAAACUUAGAUCAGGGAGACACAGAACAGCAAGUGUCUAUGAUUGAAAGGAUGCCUUUUCCUGGAACUAAUGAAAUUGGUUACGGUCAUGGUUUAGAAGACAUUGAAAGAACUGAAAGUAGAGUCCUGGAGAAUAUUAGAGAGACCGCCACAGAACCUGUAUACACAAUGCCAGAAAUGAGAUAUGAUUAUGAGGAGAAUGAGUAUUUCACAGAGGAAGAUGCUGAAGGAGAAAAGCCACAAGAGUAUGGAGAAGCUCAGGAGGAGAAUGAGGAAAACUUAGAGGAAACAGUAGAAACUAGAGCUGCCUAUACUGAUUAUGAUGCAUGUGACCUUGCUCAAGAUAGUGGAGAAUGUCAGAAUUAUGUUCUGAAGUGGUACUACAACAAAGAGCAGAAAAUGUGUGGUCAGUUCUGGUAUGGGGGCUGUGGAGGCAAUAAAAAUAGAUUUGAAACACAAGAAGAAUGUGGAUUCUUGUGUAUAGAGUCUUCCUAG